AUGGGCGAUGUGAUGGACAUCCUAGCUCUGACCAACUCGGCCAUAAACUUCAUUUUGUACUGCACGAUGUCCCGUCAGUUCCGUUCCACGUUCGGCGAGGUUUUUCGGCCGAAAGUUGUCGUCCAAUGGAUUUCUCUGUCGCAGUAUGCCGGCACCACCACCGAAAACAUCGGAGGCGAAAAAUCGCACUAUUCCACUGUCGUAUAG
Molecule: messenger RNA, 207 nt
Organism: Brassicogethes aeneus
Lineage: Eukaryota; Metazoa; Arthropoda; Insecta; Coleoptera; Nitidulidae
Source: the annotation of a GenBank genome assembly